Molecule: messenger RNA, 5850 nt
Organism: Limulus polyphemus (Atlantic horseshoe crab)
Lineage: Eukaryota; Metazoa; Arthropoda; Merostomata; Xiphosura; Limulidae
Product: calmodulin-binding transcription activator 1-like
Exons: 24
Coding region: 288-4646 (1452 amino acids)
Biological process (GO): regulation of transcription by RNA polymerase II
Cellular component (GO): nucleus
Molecular function (GO): transcription coregulator activity; double-stranded DNA binding; protein binding
Source: RefSeq, a predicted model, not a curated record
UUCAUUCCACUGGGAUGGGCCAUUACUGUUUCCUAAGUCACUGUGUUGUUGUUGUGAAAAGCAACCGAGAAUAGUAAUUUAAUGUGUAAAAAUAUAUUUUAUUUUAAAGUUAGGAUAUAUAUAUAUAUAUAUACAUACAUAUAUACUUCUUGUGUGAUCUCUGUGAAUGAACUUUGAGACUUCACGUAUCAGAUUAGUUAUACUAAUAACGUUAAAUAUUUGUUAUGGAAAGCAGUUUAUAAUAAUUUAGUUUCAGAAUACUAUUAUUACUAGAUUAGUUUCAUGCUAUGGCAUUGACAGCUCAAUCGUCAUCCCAUUCCCAGCCGAGACCUUCUGUGGAGUUUUCACGAGCCGGAAAAGUUUCAGGAGGAACGCCAGGAAAACCGUCUGAGAAGAAGGGAGGUCGGAAAGUCUUGGAUUCCAGCAUUAAUCUAGUGAAGGUGAAGUCUGAAAACACUGAAAAACUGAAACAAGCGGACCAAGGUCGGCCAACCUUACCUUGCAACCUGGAGACCAUUCCUAAAGUGGACUAUUUCCCGUCACAGCGCCACCGCUGGAAUACGAACGAGGAGAUUGCUGCUAUAUUAAUCAGCUUCGAGAGACAUGAGGAUUGGCUCUCCAGAGAGGUAAAGGUUAGGCCCAAGAGUGGUUCCAUGCUGUUGUACAGUAGGAAACGUGUCAGGUAUCGACGGGAUGGCUACUGCUGGAAGAAACGUAAGGAUGGGAAAACAACACGAGAAGACCACAUGAAACUGAAAGUUCAAGGAACAGAGUGUAUUUAUGGAUGUUAUGUUCACUCAGCAAUUCUUCCAACUUUUCAUCGACGAUGUUAUUGGCUUCUCCAGAAUCCUGACAUUGUGUUGGUUCAUUACUUGAAUGUCCCCUACAGCGAUGAUAACAAAAUCCUCAUCUCACCUAAUCUCAGUUACUGCACUGAUAAAAAGGAAUGGACAAAAGAUGAGCUAGUGUCUCAGCUAAAACCUAUGUUAUGUUCACAGAUCAUCAUUAAGGAACAGACUGCAGAAACCGUUGAAGCUAUUGUUCAACAACUUAUGGAGAAGCAGCGAGCCAAGAUGUCAGUCAGAACACAUGAGUGUGUAUGUGACACCAGUACUCCCUCCAAGUCAUCUACUGCCUCGGGAUCAGUGACAGUUGACAAUAAAAAAUGUAGCCACACCUUACAUCGGAUCAUUUCUCCCAAGACCCAGGUAGCAGCAGCAGCUGCUGCAGCAUCCGACGCUAACAACAGUACUGUUGCAGUUUCUGUAACCUCAACAACUUCAGCUCAAACUUCUGUUUCUCAAACAGUUAGUCAGAAAAUAGUUACAAGUAUUAUCCAUGCUACAACAACAGUCAGUACCCCUACAGUCUCUCAACGUUCAAGUGGGGUAAUCUUUGCCACCCCAUGUAAGCCACUAGUACAGAAUGGGACUUCUCGAGAAGCAACAACUCUCUCUGCUACUUCAGGCUAUACAUCUCUGAUCUUAAACCUUUCUCAACUUCAAGGAGGUGGAGGACUUCUAAUUUUAAACAGUGCUGCUGCAGCAGCAGGAAUGGACUUGAAUUCAGCUUCUCUUACUCCUGUGACUCUCUUGUGUGGACAGGAUGCAGGUGCUGCUCUUUUAACUCCUACUACAGCUACUAGUACCCAGAAUUCUAGCUCCAUGGAAACAUCAGACUCUUCAUCGACAUCUACACCCAAACACACAAACUCAAAAGUUAAAUCUUACCCACAAGUCAAAUUGAACAGCUCCUUAAAGGGCGAAGACAUGGACUUUAAUUCAAAUGUAUCUAGUCAUAAGGAUCCAAAUCUAAGUCGGGCUCUUCAUGAUUUCACCCUUGAUCCUGAUGGAAACUUGACAUUGCUACAAGAUCUCCAGAAAGUAACAUCAUCAAACCUUCUCUCCACCUCUCCACCAUUAAUCACUUCUGAUUCUUCAAUUUUAAUCAAAACGGAGCCUAUCAACCACCCAGAUUUAGACCCUGUGGAUCUAAACCCUAUGGACUUUAUUGAUAAUGACCUUUCAACCCCAGAUGAUGAGGUUUUUAACCUUGACACAUUUGACAUGCUCACUGACCUCCCAAACCUAGAGGACCUUCACCCUGACCUAGUGUCCAGCAGUGGAUUGUGUGGAAGCUCACUUGCAAUCUCUGUGUCUAAAAAUCACCACCAGAGUUCCCCAGAUUCACAUCAUACAUCCCAACACAUCACUGACUAUUCUCCUCAUUGGUCUUAUACAGAAGGUGGAGUGAAGGUGUUAAUUACAGGUCCCUGGGAUUCAACAACUUCUGUAUACUCAGCCAUAUUUGAUGGUGUCAGUGUCUCAACGACAUUGGUGCAGAAUGGCGUUCUACGUUGUUUUUGUCCAGCUCAUGAAACUGGUCUAGUGACGUUACAAGUGUCCUGCCAGGGAUUUGUAGUUUCAAACUCUGUGGCAUUUGAAUACCGAAAGAGAAACAUGAUGUAUGUUGCCAAUGAACAGGACUGGUUUUGUGUGGAUGAUCGAGUAUUAAAGUUUUCCUUAUUGGAGCGAUUGGAAAUGCUGGAGACAAGAAUGUUAUUUCAGCCACAGGAGACAGCAGUUUAUCCAGCUGGAAUUUUUACGCAAGGGUGCAGUGAAAAACAGAGAAACUUUGAAGAUCGGUUAGUUGUUUUAUGUCAAAGGCUACUUGUUGGAACUUGGACUUUAGGAAAUGACACAAGUCCCCUGCAAGUCACCUCUCGCUCUGAUCUCACUUUACUUCACUUAGCAGCAGCCCUUGGUUAUAGCAAACUUGUAUGUACUUUGCUGCAUUGGAGAGCUGAAAACCCGUCGUUAAUUCUAGAGUCGGAAGUAGAUGCUCUGAGUCGAGACAAGAACAAGUGUACACCACUAUUGUGGGCUUGUGCUCGUGGGCAUAAAGAGGUGGCAUUGUUGUUGUACCAGUGGAAUGGGCCUGCAGUCAAGAUCCAGGACAGCAUUGGUAAUGACCCCUUAACUAUUGCUCAUCACAAGGGUCAUCAUGAACUAGCUGAGCAAAUCGAACAUUUGGAACAAGCUCAACAGUAUCAAGAAGGUGUUUCAGGGUUUAGCCCUAAGCAUAGCACUCUUUUGGAAAAUCAUUCCAAGUCUACCAUCAGUAGGAUGUCUUCUAUCCCUGACAUGAUAAAGUUUUCAUCCUCAGUGUUACAAGUCCUAAAUCCAUUACCAAAUCUCACUUCUUCCAAGAACACUAAUCAAACAGACUCUCAUAUUCUUCUGACUAAACAGUCUUCUGUGGAUAGCAGUCUCUCUCUUCCAGGACUCACCGCAUCUGGAGAAAUGUCUAAGCGACCCCUUAGCACCAAGAGCUUGUGCAAAGCUCCAUUAUUAUCUCGUAGUGAUCGAAGCCUAUCCUUACCCUUGACGAGCUCCCCCAUUGUAAAAACUUCAAACAUCAGAGAAAAGGAUGGUAUACCGUCACCUGGUCUGAUGGAUACAGGUGAGACAUUGUCCAAUAAUAAGAGUCCUUAUAUAGACGUUGUUGGUGUUUCUGAUGAAGAACAGAAUGUGGUAGCUGUAACAAAAGUUGGCAACAACAUUUCCAACCACCCACAAACCUACACUAAUUGUGAUCUGAACAUGGGCGAUGCAGACAAUCAAGUUUUAAGUCUGGCAGAGAAAAUCAUUGCUGCUAUGCCUGAUCGUAUUAAAGCUUCCUCAGACACUGGUGUACUUGCAGACUUUAUGGAGAUGGAAAGUGAAGGACAUUUACCACAGGAAGAUAGUGGAAUCUCUGAAAACCACUGCAAUCAAGAUAAAUCCUCAGUGGAACUGUGCCCUGUGGAUGAACCCCCUCCUCCUCUGUUGAGCGAAGAGUUUAAUUUUGAGUUCAGUGACCACCAGUACAGAUACUGUGAUGCUGGUACCCCGAACUCUUCCUUAAGUCCCACUUCUUCAUCUCUUCAAAGUCCAGCAAGCUUCACUUUGGAGUCAUGCUCACCACCACCCACCACUGCAGACUUUUGUGAAUUUUUCCAAGCCUCUGGUAAAAUUAUGGAGAGAGAUUUUUCGAACUUAACACUUUCGGAUCAUGAACAAAGAGAACUUUAUGAAGCAGCCAAGAUUAUCCAGAAAGCUUAUCGCUCCUACAAAGGUCGCAAACGUCAGGAGGAGCAGGAAAAAGAAAAAGCUGCAGCGAUUCUAAUUCAGAGUUAUUAUCGUAGAUAUAAACAGUACCUUUACUACAAAGAGAUGACUAGAGCAGCUCAAGUGAUACAGAACCAGUACCGUAACUACUGCGAACACAAGAGAUUCAAGAAAAGUCAAGGAGGAGGAAUCUUAGCAGGUUCUAAUGCCAGCUCUAGCGGUCUUCAGGGGACUUCUAGUCCCAGUCUUCAGUCUUUCUACAGAACAAUGGGAGAUGGAGACAGUAGACGGCCUAGUUGUAGUCGAGAAGGAACCCCAACAUCAGUCUUUAAACGCACCUACUCCCAGAGAAGACAACAUCAAGCUGCAAGAAAAAUUCAGCAGUUCAUGAGACAAUCCAAAAAUAAUGUGUGGGACUUGUGGCACGGGAGAGCGGUUACAGAGAGAACGUGCAUUAGCUGCAGAAAAAGAGAGGCUACGGGGGGAAGUAGUGGGCCAGCAGCUACAGCUCCCAAGAUCUCGGGAACAGCCUUCUAAUAGAAAACCGUCAUGAAUGUUCUACUUAAAGCAGAGCAAGAAGGCAAUUGAAUAGGUCAAGAUCUAACUGCACUGUUGGACAUGUAGUAAUUACUACGUGAAGAUGGCCAACCCUAAACAUAAGACAUGUAUUCAACAAUACAUGAUAGGGAGCUUACCUCCAUCUAGAUGGAUAAUUUCUACUUCUAAGAUUAAGGGUAAAAGUACAGUAUGUUUCCUCUAUUUGCUCACCUUUCUUCAUCCUUCUUCUCUCUUUCCUAAUCUCGCCAACCAACAUCAUCAUAGUGUAAUGUUACUAAUGUUUUGGGAGCAGGAUUGACUGGUUUUUCCUUAAGCCUUUGGCAACAAACUUGUACUGUUCUGGAAACUUCUGGGCUCAUUAAUAGUGAGUGAAUAUAGUUAUUGGUUUUGUUCUUCCUCUCUGUUUGUUUUCUCUUUAUUUUAAAGUUUCGUAUUUAUUUGAGAGUAUAUGGGACAGUGGCAUUUAGAUCCUCUGCAUUUCUAAAUAAAUUUCUUUGGAUACUUUUUAUAAUUUUUUUUAUAUUGUAUAAUUUUUGAAAACCUUGCUUGCUUAUACAAAACUAAAUUUCUUUAACUUAUUUACUGUAAUCAUGAUCAUUGUUCCCUUUAUGUAAUCUAAUAUUUCUGAAACCAGCAACAGUUUUGUUCAGAAUUGAACCUUUCUUAGCAAACGUUCUAUCUCAUUACUAGCUCUAACAAAAAGAUGUGUUGUAAGGGAGGAAAGUCAGGAACUUGUGAGUGCCAAGUUAGUGUUUUCUUGUACAUUUUAGUGUAAAACCUUUUUUUUUAAAGUCUGUUAACUACAUGUAACUGAUACAUUUUGGAAUUUUUUCAUACAUGUAUAUUAUGCACUUUAUAUUUUUGCACUAAUUUAAUUUCAGUGUCUUAACAUGAAAUUACCUACACUUAGCUACUUAUGUUUGUUGUUUUAUAUUCAUUUUCCUACAAAUCAAACAAUUUGAAAAUAUUUUGACAAAAAUAAUUUUCUGAUGUAUUUGAUCUGUGUAUUAUCUAACAAAAAAAAAAGUCCAAUUUAUUAAAUUUUUAAGAAUAUAGAAAUUAAUUUGUAAAGAACAGUGUAGGUAAAAACUUGUUAAAUCUUAAGUAGCUCAAAAGCAUUGUUUUUCCUUUGAUUUUUUUCUGACUUGUGAAUUUGCGAAGUUUACAAUGGUCAGAGGUCAAA